CCAGCACCCACCACCGCAAGCCUGUAUUCUGUCAUCAUUUUUUGUAGGGACUGGCACUCCAGGACCUCCUGCCCCACUAGGGGCAUGAAGGAGUGGCUGGGGAGCAGAAGGUCCUGAUUGGGUCCCGAUGCGAGUGUCCUUGUAGCCCUGAAGCCAGAAUGUGAUGGCCUCAGUGUGCAGAAUAACUGAAUAUGGGUGCUAACUGCUAUUGAUCAGAUGAUAUUUGGCUCUGGGUUUAACUCCCUGUGUUUGUAAAAGGGGGUAUCUUUAGGAAGGUUUGACAAACCUAUGUUAUUUUUUCCUUGUUAGUUAACCUGACCUUGGGCAUCUUUUUGUUGUGGAGGGGUGGGAAGAAGUUUUAGAUUUCUGGCUGGGAGCCAGAUUGUGGUUGGUUCUCCAAAGGGGAAGAUGCAACCAUACCCCCUCCCCAUAGUAAGCAAGGGAUCUGGUCCCCACCCACUGAAGUGUUACAGGGUCCCUCCAUUGUACUUGAAUCUGAAGGUUGGGGUUUGAUUGACCCAAUGUUUUUGAAAUCUGGUUUCACUCGCUCCUUUGGAUAGAUUCAAAAUAUUAGUAGUGAAUAAGGCCUGAUGUAACUGAAUAUGGGGGGUUACUAUUCCUUUUUGUUUUCAUAGCUCUUCUUUAAGGCAUUGGUGGUUUCUUUCAAUGAUUGCCUGCCCUUGUGGAUUGUGGGGGAUUCCUGUGGUCUGUUUCAUAUGCCUUUGCUGAAAGAACUCUGUCAUGGCCCUGCUGGUGAAGCAAAGUCCACUAUCUUUUAAUUUGUGAUUGCAGGCCCAGAGUAGCAAAACACUGAAGGAAAUGGGAAUGUGAAUAUUUUGUCCUUUCUCCUGUGUGGUCUGUGGCCCAGCAGGCCCCUGAAAAGGUGUCUAUUGAUACAAAAAUGUACUUAAGUUUGCCAAAGGGUGAGAAAUGAGUAGAUUGAAAGGCCCCUGAACAUUUUGAAGGGCCGUGAUAACUGCCAACAUUUCUUUAUAUUGUACUGAUCCCUGGCAGGGUCGGAACUCACUCCAGCUAUGGGGAAUUCUGUAGGUCUUUCAUCUAGCUUACCCCAGGCUGUUAGUCCUGCCUUUCACACCUGGUCUCGGUAUGGCACUGGGACCGUGGCCUGCUGGACUACAGUAGAGUACCCGUCAGCAGUUCCUGCCAACAUGCCAUAAGUAAUCAGGAUCGCGGGCUGAGCAGCUCGAUUGGCCUCUGCUCGAACUCUACAUUCCUCCUUAUAGUGGCCACACCAUUUUAUAUAUUGGGUGCGUGAGAAGACAGCCUUAGCCAGGUCCAGCCAAUCCUUGGGAUCACAAGGAUUAUACGUAUUAUCUUGCAGUAGGGUCUGAGACCAAGGGGCAUUCAGCCCAUCCUCUGCCACUGCCUUGUGGAGUUCCUUAAUGUCUUUAGCCUCCCAUGGGUACCAUUCUUGUGGCCUAUUAGGGCCAGGGGCCAGAUUAACGGGAAAUGCCUAGAGGGUCUGUUCUUUGGGCCCUGUGCCACUGGCUCCCGAUCCCUGGCUGAUGGCCAGUCAGUCAUGGGUACCCCAGUCAUAUAGGUCCCUUCUAGAGGGUAGUAUAUGGCAAGGAGCAUUCCCCUGUUUCAAGGAUAUAAGGCGGGGGCCCUGCUCCUUCGGGGCAUAUGGAUCAUAAGGCGCAGGGCGGGGUGACUUUAAACUUGGUCUCUUCACCCUCCUGUGGUCCUCUUUGCCUUCUCUGGCUUCCCCUGGCUCUUGGGGAUUUUUUUGAAAAAUAGCAUUAACCAUACUGAGGGUUUCACUUACCCUGGAAGACUGUUUGGCCUCGGCCAAAGUACUUCAAGCCCCAUGUUUAGGGCGCCAGCUGUGGGGACCUGCCCCACCGGGAACUUAGGUCACCUGUGAAGAGGUGGCCUGGAACCGAGGAAAGGCAAGUGUGCACCACUCGCCCGUUUCCCAGCCUCCCUCUUACCCAGAGACAAUCAGAUGCAAUGGGGUCUCAAGUCAAGCAAGAACUUGUUUAUUGAUAGGCAGUAACCUUCCUUUAUACCAGAAAACCUCCAAACCUUAGGAGUGGGUGAAGGAACAAACUGAUCAUUUUAAAGGGCUCCCUAUUUACAAGUUGUUUAUGUCCUGACACUAUCUCUCGUUUUUUACUAUAUUAUCUUAGCAUAAAUAACUUGAGCUAACUUUCUUUCUCACCUUUUGUAUCUACUCUCUGCAUAAACACCUUAAAGCUUAAGCUCUAUUUUAUGUGAAUUUCUCUGGGCACCCUCUUUGCAGCCCAUGUAUGCCACACACACUGGGACCAAAGGAACGGUUCAGUUGGCAUGGGCCAUUCUGGGGGCCCACACCUGCCUCCCCAGAGGGAAUUCCUCCUUUGGCUAAUGGAGCUGGAGCUUGCCCCUUAUUUAGUUUAAAGGUUUCCCAUCUAUGUUGAAUUUUGACCUGCAGUGUUAUUUCCAAUGAUACCCUUUUUGCACCUAGGAAAGAUAGUGGUAGGUGGCUUUAUUUACCCUGGCCAACCUAAAGCCUUUUGUUGGCUGGCAGGAGGCCUUUGCAGAGGACACACUCAUUUAAAAUACCCCUCCUGUCCACAUCUGAAGCAGGCCUCCUGGAUCACAGGCUUUGAUGUUCCCUGACUCUGGGUUUCCAGGGCCUGUGAGAAAUCCUCAGUCAGGGCAGCCGUCUAGGAUUGCAAUGCUAAGGCCAGUGUUUGGGUCUGGCGAUGUUGGUCGCCAAGAUCCUGGGUGGCCUCUUUCAUGCCUGUGCAGGAAGCAGUGUUCUGAAUUCAUUCCAGCCCAGCCAGAAUCUUUAUAAAUUGGUCCCGGAGGGGUCCAGUCGGUAGUUGGUGAUAAUGCUCUGUUGAACCCAGGCUAUAAACUCUGCUAGGGUCUUAUUGUGCUUCUGCCUGACUCUGGCUAUGGGGGAUUUUGUAGGUUCCUCAUCUAGCUUGCCCGGGGCCGCCAGCCCCACCUGUCGCACCUGGUCUUAAUAUGGUGCCGGGACUGCGGCCUGCUGGACCCCCGUAGGGUACCCAUUAGCAGUACCCACCAACAUCCUAUAAGUAAUCAGGAUUGUGUACUAAGCAGUUCUAUUGGCUUCUGCUCAGACUCUACAUUCCUACUUAUAGUGGGUGCACCAUUUGAUGUAUUAAGUGCUUCAAAGGACAGCGUUAGCUAGGUCCAGCCAAUCCUUGGGGACACAGGGAUUAUAUGCAAUAUCCUGUAGUAGGGUCUGGGACCAAGGGGCAUUUGGACCAUCCUCUGCCACUGCCUUGUGGAGUUCCAUAAGGUCAUUGGCCUCCCAUGGGUACCAUUCUUGUGGCCUAUUAGGGCUGUGGGCAAGAUUAACGGGAAAUGACUGGGGGACUGCUCUUGGAGCUCUGUGCUUUGCCUCCCUUGGGGCCCUAUCUGGGUAAUAUAGGCCUCUGCAUAAGUUGAUUCGUUGGCUCUCAGAUUCCUGGCUGAUGACCCCAGUCACGUAGGUCCCUUCUAAGGGGUAGUGUAUGGCAAGCAUUCCCCUAUUUCUAGGAUGUAAGGUGGCAGACCCUGCUCCUUCGGGGAGCAUGGCUCACAAGUCUUGGAGCGGGUGACUUUAACUUGUUCUCUUUACCCUCCUGGUCUUCUGCCUUCUUUGGCCUCCCCUGGCUCUUGGGAAUUUUUGGAGAGAUUUCAUUACCCAUACUUAGGGUUUCAUUCACCCUGAAAGAACCAAACAUACUUUUCAAGCCCCACGUUGGCCGCCAGCUGUGGGGUCUCACCCCACCAGGAACUUAGAUCGCCUCUGAGGAGGUGGUCUGGAUCCAAGGAAACAUAAGUGUGCUGCUCUCCUGUUUCCCAGCCUUCCUCUUAUCUGGAGACAAUCAGUUGCAGCGGAUAGUCAUGUCAAGCAGGAACUCGUUUAUUAGGCAGUAAGCAUCUUUUAAAGCUGAAAACUGCAGAACACGGUGUUUGGGGUGGGGUGGGGCGGUGGUUUUAAAGGUCACCCUAUACUCAUUUUUUUCUAUGAGCUGUUUAUGUACUGACAUCAUAGUCAUUCCUUUGUUUGAUUUUUGUAUCCAGUCUAAUCUCAGUGCAAACAACUUAGGCUCCUUUUUUGUGGCCCAUGUGCCCCUCAUGGGGCCACAAAUCUAAGACCAAAAUCCUCCUCCUUACCCUUCUUCCUGUCCUCUCCUCCCACUGCUUCCCCAUAUCUCCCAAUGUCUCAACCUACACACUCUGGCCUAACACCCCAAAUCUUCGCUGUUCUCUUAUAGUUGGUCUCACCAGACUCCUGCCUUCCCACCCAUUUCAUUUCUUAGCACCAGAUAUUAGAAAAAAAAUUAAAAAGGCUGAGGAAUAUCCCCAAAAUCAUCUACAGGAAUUGGUGAAAAUGGCUUUUAAAGUUUUUAGUGCUCGAGAAUGACAGCUGAGUCAACCUGUUAGACAAGGCUGCAACAGAAUAUGCUCUAAGCCCAAGCCUUAGCAGCUGCUCUGAGGCCCCCACAGCCCCCACAAGGGGUACAAGGGAAGUCGGCCACAAGACUCCAUCCCACUGGAGCUCAGUCCAAGUCAACUCGGCCAGACAUUGCUUCAGAUGUGGUAAGCAGGGCCACUAGUCACAGUAUUGCCCCGACCCCUAGCUGCCCAGGAGGCCGUGCCCAAUCUGCCGACAGACUGGGCACUGGAAAUCGGAAUGCACUUGUGCAGGCUCGUCCUCUAUGCCAUGCCAUGGAGGUUGAGACUCACCGACACUGUCAGCUGAGAACUCCUCAGCCUGGCAGAGAACUGACGCAGCCUAGACUGCUGACUCCCGUUGCCCUCUUGGAGCCUAGGGCGACACUGCAGGUAGCAAAGUUAAGUCCAGUGCCUGUCUUUUGGACAUGGGAGCUGCCUAUUCUGUUAAGACAUUUCAGUUCCCUCACCAAUUUCUGUCACGGGGGUGGACCAGAUCCCUUCCUUCCCACCUAAGAUUCUGACACUUCUCUGCAUUCUUGUGAUUCUUCUCUCACUCUUUCUGGUCAUACCUGCUUGCCCUGUGCCUCUGCUUGGUCACAGUGUUCUCCGCUUUUUGGGGGCCACUCUCACCUUGGCCCCCACACUCUCCUGAGUAUUUCACAGGUCCAUAAAUGGGUUGCUCCAGAUAUAUGUCAGCCUCUGCACCAGCUUCACGGACACCAACCAGGCGAGGAUUGGCAGGUGGACUUCACUCACAUGCGCACACCUAAGGAAUUCGUUACCUCCUAUGAUUGACACCUUUAUCCUCAAGAAAGGUUGAGAAGGCCAAUGGACUCAUCAAAUGACAGCUCACCAAGCUCUCCAUUGAACUCAGGUUAUCUUGGCCCUCCCUUCUCCCCAUUGCCCAUAACCACCUCCCGGGCCACCCCACACUCUCCUACAGUUUUUAGCCCUUUUGAGCUCCUCUAUGGAAGGCUCUUCCUUUUCAGUCACCACCUCCCAGCCCAAACUCCCCCAUUGGCGGGUACCUCCCCUACCACUUUUCUGACAUCCCUUUUCCAUUCAUACUGUGAUCCUCACUACCCACUCGGCUGCCAAGCUUCUGGGACAUCCAUGCUGGUACCAUCUCUCAGGCUCAAGCAGGCACCUAUUCAGGAUACAUGGUCUGUCCAGCACCUGGGAACCUACCCCCUCCAGUUUUCUAAGAUGUUCCAACAAAGGGCCUUUGUACAUUCAUCUUGACAGUACAACUAGGGCAGAUGUUAAUGGUCUAUUUUUUUCUAGAAAUUUGCCGCCUUUGAUUCCUCAAGAAACAGAUGCUUGAGGUCUCCAGGAUGACAGUUAACCAGAUGCUUCUCCACUCACACCUGCUGAAUGUGAGCUCACCAAUUCCUGAUUCUUCCCCACGUCGACCCAUGCCCGCAGGAAGUAGUCAGACUUGAACCAGCGUCCCUAUACCCAAAGAGUCUGGAAUGUUCUGGUGGAAGAUCCACCUCAACUCCCCUCCCCUAUCUCCUUCCUCAAACCCACUCCGAAGACUACCAAACACAGCUUAUUCUGGUAGAAGAUCUAAACCAACUCCCCUCCCCCAUCUCUUUGCCCAAAUCUACUCCUUCUAAGCCCACCAAACAUAGCUCCUCCCCCAGAGAGGCUCAAGACCACUCCCACAGGUAUAUACUGUGCUGCAUUCCAGAAAACAAACAUGUGGUUCUUCCGGUCUCUUGUCCUGGUCUCCUCUCUGCGGGGCUGGGGAAUCACCCAGGAAUGCUUCACCCAUUAAACCUGGGCUUUUCCAAUUCAGUCUGAUUCUGUUUAAUUUGGAAUGCUGUGUCGGUGAAGAGGCCUUCAGUGUACACAGACUUAUCACCCCUCAAGCUUAGCAGCUGUGGGGGUUACAGUAAUUACCUUGAAGGGGCCCUGCCAUUUAGGGGAAAGUGGUGAGGGACAUGAUCCUCAGUGUUGAUCAGGAAUGGACAGGGGUUGGCGUAUGGUCAGAGUAGAGGAAUCUCAAACUCUUAAGGACACACAUGUUCCAUUAUCAACAGUUGUACAGGACUACAUAAAGUCACUUUUAUGCAAGUAUACAAAUGCUCUCGGUGCAUAGCCUGCAUGUCCGACCAUCAGUGCAUUUGUCUCCAGACAGUUCUAGUCCUGUACAACAAUAAUAAACUGUUAAAUAAAAGUCGCAAUACUCAUCAUGGAUUUCAGUAAGCCAAGCUAAAACCAAAACAGAGUCAUGCAUGUUAAAAUUUAAAUGGACAUGAUGACACCAAAUUGUUCAUCAAACUUUUUAAGAAAUCUGUGUUGAGAGGAAAUUUCUGAAGGGGGGCAAAUUGAUUCAAGUAAUAGUAAGUGUCCUUCUAUCUUAAUUCUGCCACAAAAGAGAUCACUCAAGGACUAGGAUUUGACAAAAGACAGCACACCUGCCCUGCAUAAGGCCAUACAACUAAUUGCUAACACAACAGGAAAAAGUACAAAAUUCCCUAAAUAUAACUGGAAAAUUGAUAGUGUUUCAACUAAUUCAUUGAGAAGUUUACAUUCAAAAGCAUUGCAGAACUUAGCAAAAGUCUCAGAACUAAGCCAGUAUGAGUCAGACCUUGCAUUCAGGAGGCUGAGGCUAGAAGAUUGUUAUGAAUUGGAUGUGAGCCUGAGCUAUAGGGUGAGUUCAGGUGAUGGACAUAGACUGCAAAAUGAGACCAUAGCAAAAGCACAUCUAAGGUUUGGCUCUACGUUCCAUCCCUUUGUCUGUCUGUCUGUCUGUCUGUCUGUCUGUCUGUCUGUCUGUCUGUCUGUCUGUCUGUCUCUCUCUCUCUCUCUCUCUCUCUCUCUCUCUCCAACGCAUUAAUGUCAUAAAAUUUAAUCUAGAUUCCUAUAAGAGAGAACACUUGUCAUUCUUUUCCUUCAUUACUGUCUCUUGUCUUUCCCUCUCUUAAGUCCUCUUUGACGUUCAUUGCUCUUUAAUGUUUGAGAGCAACCUGACCUAAAAACAGACACUUGGGACAUUAGCACUGUGAAAUAACACCCACCCACUCUCCACCCUGGAAUGGAGAAGUCUAACUGCAAUCAAAAUUGCAAACCACUGGUGUAGCUAGGAAUAGCAUGGAGCUGGGGUGGGGGUCAGACUCCAACUAUCCCUUUCCUAGAUAGAAAUUUCUCAGUGGUGUGAUUGAUUCCCAGUGGCCAAUCUCAGAACUUGGGUGGGAAGGCAACCACUUUUAAGAUCACUUUCCCACACCUGUAGCACUAUGAGCCUAAGUAGAUGCUGGCCUUGGCGAGAUGACAACAUUUCUCUCAUCCAUUUCUUUGAAAAUUUGGAUGUCUUGACAAGAAUUAUGAGGUGUGGAUUUGCACUCAAAUUUAAUUCUUUGAAACUCGGUCUUGUGUAGUCCAGGUUGGUCUUCAACUUGCCCUAUAGCUAAGGAUGUCUUUGAAUUGACCCCCUGCUUCUAGAGUUCUGAGAUUACAGGCUUAUACCUGUACUCAAUUUACACAGUAGUGUGUGCAUUCUAGGCAAGCACUAAACCAUAUCCCCCACCCUCAGAACUUCUCUGUGCAAAGGUUGUCGUGGACUUGGAGACCUCCCCAAAGACUCCUCCUAAGACUUAAAGCAGCUUUUCAUCUGCCGGAACCCAGGUCCAUGAUAAAGUCUGGCUCAGAGACUUAGAGAGGCAGGUGUGGUGUUGAUCAUAGUGAAAGUCUGGUGCCAGGGUCUUUCUGUUAUGAGGGGAUUUAGAGCAGAGAUAAAACUGCAAACACCUGAGCCUGCCAGGUGUCAUGCCAAGCCAUGGGUUCAGUCUGGAAAAUCCUGUCGUUUUCUUCUGAAAAGAGGGCCCCUUCUUCCCUUCUCCCUUUUCCUCACCCCCUUCUUUUUUGGGACAGGAUCUUGCUGUAGAUCAAGCUAGCCUCAAAACUCAAGGUAAUCCUCCUGACUUAACCUUUUUUAAAAAGAUACUUGACUAUUAUUGUGUGAGUCUCUCCCUCCCGUGUGUGUGUGUGUGUGUGUGUGUGUGUGUGUGUGUGUGUGUGUGUGAACACAAGUGUGGAAGCAGAGGGCAACUUUGGGGGAGUGGGCUCUGGGGAUCUACCAUGUGGGCUCUGAGGCUCUAACUCAGGGCAUCAGGCUGAGUGGCAAGUGCCUUUACAUACUGAGCCAUCUCACAGGUCCAACAACUUCUUAAGUCAUGGUUUCAAGGCCUCUCUCCAAAUAUAGUCUUAGAAAUUGGGGAGGGGACACACACCUCAGUACGUAAGAUAUUGUCACCAGUUCCUCAGCACAGUUCUCUGGUCAAGUUGCAUAAAAAUACUAAUGGCAAAAAAAGAAAAAAGAAAAGAAAAUGGUUUUGUGUCUUUUACAUAUAACCCCCUUUAAAGGCUAAUGGAUCAUUUUUUAAAAUGAAAAGUUGGACUAGCUGAGUGGAUCCCACUGAUAGUAGCUUUGGCUAUAAGAGCUUCACACAGGGUUGGGAAGUAGGCAGGUGGUAGAGCACUCAUCCAAUAGGCCUGAGCUGCUGGGCCUGCCUUCCCUGCCACCACGCUGCCUUUUUCUGUGUUGCUUUUGCUUUCCAACCUUUUAACAAACCACAGCAGCCAGACCUGAUACCUGCCCAGUCCUCUGACUAGAAUAGUAGGAUUACUAGAGGUGGUUCCCAGGACCCAACAGCAGUCACAGGCGACUUCUGGUAUGUUGGUAGUGCCUUCUUUUUCAGUCUGGAUACUCUUUGUACAAUAUGUGUCCAGCUAGAGGAAACUCAACAUGUGCAACCAGACCAGUUUUCUAUAAGCACACCAUAUUUCAAUGAAAAGCUUAAAUAACCCAAGAGUGGUGGCGUACUCCUGUAAUAUCGGCAUAUAGAAGCUGAAGCAGGGCUGCGAAGUCCAAAGCCUAUCUAGGCAGCUUAGAAAGAUAGUUUUUAUUAAAUUAUUUAAAAAUAAAUUAAUUAAAAAUUUAAAGAGUGGGGAUUGCUGGAAAGACGGCUCAGCAGACAGGGCACCUGCUAUGAGUUGGAAUCCCCAGAAGCCACUUCAAAGCCAGAGGAAGGUGUUAGAUCCUCACAGAACAAUGAGGCACAGGUGAACCACAUGAGCACUCUGGCUGAGAAGAAGAAACCAGGACCAAAUCUGGUCAGGCUGACGAUCUCUGCAUAUCCAAUUAGUUCUUGGUUUCCCAGGCUAUCCCAUGGGCAUUCAGUCCUCAAGUCCCCGGCCAUCAAGUUUCUUGCUCACAAGAUACAGGUUUUAACAGGAGCUGCACCAUUAGAGCACCCACAUGAUGCAGAGUGCUGGGUGGCUUCCGUUUUAAAUCCCCGUGACCAAUCAGCAACGCGCAGGCCUUUGAAAGAUUCCCAGUACCUUGUUUGUAUUCGAGGGGGAGCAGAGCAAGUUUAGGAGCAUGAAAGCAGCAGCCAAAGCUGGAAAGCCGGCUCUAGCACCAGCCGACCUCCGGAAAGCCAGGGUCCAGGGAGAUGCAGGUCCCAGUGCCCCAGUGGCGGCCCCACUGUUGAAAGAGAUUCCAGAGGUCUUAGUGGACAAAUGCAGCAGGCGCCUUUAUGUAAGGGGACGCUUUCUGAGUAAAGCAGGCGUUAUCAAAUGCUUUGAGAUCUCAGACCGAGACACAAAGGAGGUGUUCGCAGCCAAGAUCGUGCCUAAGUCUUUGCUCACACCCUCCCAGAAGGAGAAGCUGUCCAAAGAGAUUUCCAUUCACCGCAGCCUCUCACAUCAACACGUCGUCGGCUUCCACAGCGUUUUCGAAGACAGUGAAUUUGUGUUUGUGAUUUUGGAGCUUUGUCGGGAGAGGUCCCUCCUGGAGCUGCACAAGAGGAGGAAAGGCCUGACCCAGCUGGAGGCGCGCUACUACCUAAGGCAGAUAAUCCUGGGCUGCCAGUACCUGCACCACCAUCAGGUCAUUCACGGGAACCUUAGGUUGAGCAACGUCUUCCUGAACGAGGAUCUGGAGGUGAAAAUAGGAAAGAAGAAAACCUGACUUGUGAGAAGAAAGGAUCAAUGCUCCGAUACUUCCCAAGCUUCCUAGCAAGGAUGAAUCACAUCAGUGCUGUACUGUAGAAAAUUGGGACCUCAGCUCAGGAGCAUGCACAGAGGAC
Molecule: messenger RNA, 10517 nt
Organism: Peromyscus maniculatus bairdii (prairie deer mouse)
Lineage: Eukaryota; Metazoa; Chordata; Mammalia; Rodentia; Cricetidae
Source: RefSeq, a predicted model, not a curated record